This is a messenger RNA of Parascedosporium putredinis, 2118 nucleotides long. The record is from the annotation of a GenBank genome assembly. Lineage: Eukaryota; Fungi; Ascomycota; Sordariomycetes; Microascales; Microascaceae.
AUGUCCCUUUUUGGAACAUCAUCUCUUGCCUCUCGUAGUUCACAUCCUGGUUCAUCCAGCUCUGUUAGCGGGAGUGAGGUCGUCAUUGCCUCGGGUGCAAUUGUGACUGCCGGUGGCACGCCCAACUCAGUGACGUCCAACAGCACUUACAUCAUGCCAAACUCACCUUUGAAGAGGCUAGGCCUCGCCGACGGCUACAGACCGCGAGUCACCCGUACUCUAGGAAACCGCCCGGCAUGCCUUGUCAAUGCCUCUGUUACCCAUUGCGGAAACAACCAAAUCUUUGCCUUCGGAGGAUUUGACCAAUAUACUGACGAGGUUUACAAUCACGUCCUGCGGCUAGAUCUUGCCACAAACCAAUGGAGCCUUGUCCCCAACUUUGGCGAUAUCCCAGGGGUCCGUAUGGGUCAUACUGCAACUUUAUAUCAGGGCAACAAGCUCCUAGUCUUCGGCGGCGAGAACGAACACCGGGCAUACCUUUCCGACCUCAUAAUCUUCGACCUCGAGUCUGCCCACUGGACCAAACCCCAGGUCUACGGCCACAUUCCCAAGGGUCGCGCGCGUCAUGCUGCUGUGCUUCAUGAAGACAAGCUUUUCAUAAUUGGCGGCAUGACCGGCCGAGACAACUACGUACUCGACGACAUCUGCUUUCUCGACUUGAAGACAUUCACAUGGUCUCGGUCAUGGAGAUUUGUGGCACGUUUCGACCACUCUGCAUAUAUCUGGGGCGAACGGGUUUGGGUUUUUGGCGGGCUGAGUCAAGAGAUGGAUAAGGUUGGCGAACUUUGCUGGCUUGAUCUCAAGGGCAAUCCAGCAUUCGAGUCGUCGCCUCACAUGGGUCCGCACUCGGGCAAUUGCCGAGCCAUUGGCUCACCACGAACGCCUUACUCGCAAUCAUCUGUUGUCGGUAGUUCAGGCUAUGCUGCCAACUCCCGAACAGCGCAGGUCAACCCACCCUCAUUCCAGCUACAGUCUUACUCGCCCAUGGCACCGGGAGCCAUCUCCUCUCUGAAGUUCACCUCUGGGCAGAAUAUUCCAUCCCAAGCCCAAGGCUCCCACUUCCACGUUUACUCGUCGGGCACCUUGCUUGACUUCCAGACGCCAGCCGCCACGACAACAUCCAAUCUUUGUUCCCUAUCAGCUCUGGAUCUCGGUGCCCUUCGUUGGCAGAAGCUUGCCGAAGGCCAGGAGGUAUUCAAGAUGGGAUACCGAUGGCACUACUGCACGAUGAACGGCGAGGGCACUAAAGCGUGGCUCUUAGGCUGCACUACAGAGCCUGCUCCCAACGAUCUAGGGCCUAACGGGUCUGAGGAAUAUCUCAGCGAUAUCAUGGAGAUCGAUCUUUGCCGGUACGGUUUCUUAGGAAACAGCUCCCCGGUAGAUUUACGGAGUGAGGCUCGUCGAUCGGUUGCCAGAGUUGUCGAUCAGCCGAGCCGUGGACUCGGCGCCGACCUUGCCAAGCUUUUCAACCAACCUUCCGAAAGCGGCAGCGGUACUGAUUUUGUAAUCACCGCGCUCUCUAGUGAGAUCGAAGACCACGAUGUAUUUGCCACCAGCCUUACCCACGGUGGUGAUGCCUCCGACGAAACCUGGCUCUCAGCCGACGCCCCAACAUCUGGACCGAUAUAUGUGCAUAAGCUGAUCCUUCAAGCACGUGUCGUCAAAGCCUUCCUUCUCUAUCUCUAUACCGACAACAUCCACGGGACUACCGAUGAGGAGAGUGGUGCUGUCACGGACCUUUCGGACGUCGCCGGCCUGCUAGUGAUGUCCAAUAUCUAUGCAAUUCCACAUCUACGCUUACUUUGUGUAAACAGACUCUCCAAAGAGCUCGAUGUUGAUCAUGCUUGCAUCAUCUGGUACUGUGCCGGGCUUGCAAACGAAGAUUGGCUGCGGAAGCGUGCAGCCUCCUUUUGUUUGACCCAUUGGGGCCGCGUGGAGGUCGAUAUGGAGGGCAGGGUCGUAGGUGGCGAAGAGCUCGAGUUUGUCGAAGGCCUCAAGGGUGCCGGUUAUGGCGAUCCUAGUUCCCUGCGAGUUCGUAAGGCGAGCGUGAGCAGUCAGCAAACUCAACUUGUUGAGUCGGAAUUAGAGGAUGACGAUGGCAUGGAGAUGAGUUUAUGA